This is a messenger RNA of Sceloporus undulatus (fence lizard), 1653 nucleotides long. RefSeq names its product heparan sulfate-glucosamine 3-sulfotransferase 6 (gene HS3ST6). Lineage: Eukaryota; Metazoa; Chordata; Lepidosauria; Squamata; Phrynosomatidae. The transcript is spliced from 2 exons. The record is from RefSeq and is a predicted model, not a curated record. Bases 120 to 1286 code for a protein of 388 amino acids. Gene Ontology annotation, molecular function: [heparan sulfate]-glucosamine 3-sulfotransferase activity.
UGGGCGUGGCGAGGGCGUGGCCCAGGCUUUCGGAGCUGCUGGCGGCGCCGUCGGGGCAGCCUCGGCCUGAGCCUGCUCCUGGUCUCCUCCGGGGCAGUCGGCGGGGCUCCCGGCGGCGGAUGGGAUGUAGGCUCCGGGGCGAGUGCCAGGCGUCGGCGUGGGCGUGGCGGUGCCCGAGGGCGUCCCCGGCGGUGGUGCUGCUGCGGCCGGCGAUGGGGGCCCUGCUGCUGGGCUCCUUCCUGCUGCUCUGCCUGGGAGGGAGCCCCGCCGUCGGGGGAGGCAGGCAGGGCCAGCCCCGGGGGGGCCUCCUGCUGCUGCUGCGGAGCCCGGCUUUGGCCGCCCCCCCGGAGCCCCUCCGGAGCCCCCUCCCCGUCGGAAGGAGAGAAGGCGAGGAGGAGGACAACGAGGAGGAGGAGGAUGAAGGGGACGAAGAGGAGGGCGAGGAGGGACGGGGCCCCGAGGGAGGCAGCCCCUCCGCGGGGGCUUCGCCCGGGGUCAGCGGAGGCGUCGGGGCCAAGCGCUUCCCGCAGGCGCUGAUCGUCGGGGUGAAGAAGGGCGGCACCCGGGCCCUGCUCGAGUUCCUCCGCCUCCACCCCGAAGUCCGGGCCCUCGGAGCAGAGCCCCACUUCUUCGACAGGCACUUCCCCAAAGGACUGCCCUGGUACAGAAAUCUGAUGCCGAGGACCUUGGAAGGCCAGAUUACCAUGGAGAAAACGCCCAGCUACUUUGUGACCAAGGAAGCCCCCAGGCGCAUCUACAACAUGUCCAGGGACACCAAGUUGAUUGUGGUGGUGCGCAACCCGGUGACGCGGGCCAUUUCAGACUACACACAGACCCUUUCCAAGACGCCCACCCUCCCCAGCUUCCAGGCAUUGGCCUUCAAGAACCUCAGCACCGGACUCAUCGACACAACCUGGAGUGCCGUGAGGAUUGGCAUUUACGCCAAGCAUUUAGACAACUGGCUGCGGUAUUUCCCCUUGUCCAAAUUCCUCUUUGUCAGCGGGGAGCGGCUGGUGAGCGACCCGGCCGGGGAGAUGGGCCGCGUCCAAGACUUCUUGGGUCUUGAGCGGGUGGUGACAGACAAACACUUCUACUUCAACGAGACCAAGGGUUUCCCGUGCUUGAAGAAGCCCGAAGGGAGCAGCCGGCCCCGGUGUUUGGGGAAAUCCAAGGGGCGGCCGCACCCCAAAAUUGACCAACAAGUCAUCCGGCGGCUGCAGGAGUUCUACAGACCUUUCAACAUGAAGUUCUAUCAAAUGACAGGGCAGGAUUUUGGGUGGGAUUGACGGAGAGACGUCUUUGCACAAAAGUGGGGACAUUGACCAUGCUCCAAGGUGAGGUGUGGGGAGUCCGUUGGCCCAUUUAGCAGCCCCACAAGCCAGAUCCUGCUCCCCUAGACCCAGUAUGAGCUGGAGUGCCUGCAAUUCCAGGGCGGGGACUUCUGGAUCUGGGAUGUAUCGGCUCCUUUCUAAUUUAUAUCCCCUCUUGCCAGGAAGAGAGAGAUGCACUCUUCGCUGAGGAGAGAGAAAAGUAUUUAAGAUAUGUCCAUUGUUGUUGUUUUUAAAGUCAGUGACAGCAAAAGGAGAGUAACUAUGGGGAGCUCUGGUGCAACGAAUUUUCUUCCAAAUAAACCUGGCUAAUAUUGAUUGGGCA